This is a messenger RNA of Quercus robur (English oak), 1657 nucleotides long. Its product is annotated as putative disease resistance protein RGA1. The record is from RefSeq and is a predicted model, not a curated record. Gene Ontology annotation, molecular function: ADP binding. Lineage: Eukaryota; Viridiplantae; Streptophyta; Magnoliopsida; Fagales; Fagaceae. Gene Ontology annotation, biological process: defense response to fungus. The transcript has a single exon. Bases 203 to 1063 code for a protein of 286 amino acids.
CAGCUUUUCCAAUUCAAAAUAUGAUUAUUUACCCAGUUUUCUCAAGACAAAAUCCCAUUAUUACCUUCCAAAUUCAUUCCUACUUCCCAUCCUUAAUCUGCAUAGAAGGCAGAGCAUAUCAUCUCUGAUGCUCCACUUCACCGAUCUCUCUCUGUUGUCACUUCACAGUUCACAGCAAAACCAACAUUCUUAAUUUUCAUUGAUGGAGUUGGCCUAUUCCAUUGCUGCAAGCGUUAUUGACAAGAUAGGUUCCCUUGCUUACCAAGAGAUUUGUUCUGCAUGGGUCAUUUCCAGCGAUCUGAAAAAGCUGGAGCUCACCAUGUCCACGAUCCAAGCCCUGCUGUUGGACGCCGAGGAGAAGCAAGUGAAAAACCGAGUUCUAAGUGUUUGGUUGGGGCAACUCAAAGAUGUCUUUCAUGAUGCGAUGGAUGUGUUGGAUGAAUUCGAGUGUGAAGCUCUUCGGAGGCAAGUGGUGAAAAUGCAUGGAAGCACUCGUGAAAAGGUACUUGACUCCGUUUCUUAUUCUUUUUUUAACCUGCUUGGCUUCAGUUAUAAGAUGAGUCAGAAAAUCAAGGGCGUAAGAGAGAGUUUAGAAGAGUUAGCAAAGGAUAGAGCUCAAUUUCAUCUUGAGGAGCGAUUUGAAGAUCAGCGUAUUGGGGACAGGAAGAGAGAGAUGACCCACUCCUUUGUUCGUGAUUGUGAUGUUAUUGGGAGGGAUGAUGACAAGCAAAAGAUAAUAGAUCUUUUGAUGCACCCAGGUGACAAUUGUAAUGUUUCUGUGAUUUCUAUAGUGGGAAUCGGAGGUCUAGGCAAGACCACACUGGCUCAGUGGGUGUAUAAUGAUAAAAGGAUAGCUAAACAUUUUGACUCUAGAAUAUGGGUGUGUGUGUCAGAAGACUUUAAUGUUUUAACAUUAGCAAAACAAAUCCUUAAAUCUACAGGUGGUGGAAUUAAAAAGAACAUGAGUAUGGAUGAAGUUCAAGUUACUUUACGAAGUAUUUUAAAGAAGAAAAGAUUUUUCAUUGUUUUGGAUGAUGUCUGGAAUGAGAAUCGUAACAAAUGAUUUAGUCUGAAGAAUUUGUUAACAGAAGGUGGCCAAGGAAGUAAAAUUCUUGUCACUACUCGUAGUCACAAAGUUGCCUCAACGAUGGCUCCUGGACCAAUCCAUGACAUAGAAGGUCUUGCAGAGAAUGAUUGUCUGUCAUUGUUUUUAAGGUGGGCAUUUAAUGAAGGGGAGGAGAAACAAUAUCCAAAUCUUAUAAAGAUUGGAAAAAAAAUUGCAAAAAAAUGCAGAGGUGUUCCUUUGGCUAUGAAGACUCUAGGGGGCUUACUUUAUUCUAAAACCGAGGAGCGUGAUUGGAUUUCAAUAAGGGAUAAUGAGAUAUGGAAACUAGAGCAAAAGGAUGACGACAUUUUACCUGCGCUAAGAUUGAGUUACAAUCGAUUGCCAUCAUACUUGAAACAAUGUUUUGCUCAUUGCUCAUUAUAUCCAAAGGAUUUUAGAUAUAGUAAUUUGGACUUAAUCCAGUCUUGGAUGGCAAAUGGACUCCUCCAAAAAUCCAACAAAAGUGCUGAAGAGUUGGAAGAUAUUGGAGAACAAUAUAUAAAAGAUUUUUUAUCAAGAUCUCUCUUUCAAGAAUUCAAAGAUGUUGGUACU